Colias croceus (clouded yellow) is the source of this 2871-nucleotide messenger RNA. It is a transcript of the gene Sgsh, whose product is annotated as N-sulphoglucosamine sulphohydrolase. NCBI's taxonomy places the organism in Eukaryota, Metazoa, Arthropoda, Insecta, Lepidoptera, Pieridae. Gene Ontology annotation, molecular function: N-sulfoglucosamine sulfohydrolase activity. Gene Ontology annotation, biological process: glycosaminoglycan catabolic process; heparan sulfate proteoglycan catabolic process. The record is from RefSeq and is a predicted model, not a curated record. Bases 56 to 1636 code for a protein of 526 amino acids. The transcript is spliced from 10 exons.
AGCGAACUGACAGAAAGUCAGGCACGUAAAAAACAUCGAUACCUACGUACUAGGAAUGGCGAAUGUACCGAGUGUCGUUUAUGUGCUUUUAUUAUAUGUAUUUGUCACAGGAACUGUACUUUCCAAUAAAAGUAAAAAUGUUCUUAUACUAUUGGCGGACGAUGGUGGGUUCGAACUGGGAGUGUACGGUAACAAAAUUUGUCAGACACCAAACAUCGAUGCCCUAGCGCGGCGCAGCGUCAUAUUCAACAAUGCUUUCACUUCUGUCAGCAGCUGCUCGCCCAGUCGCGCGGCGCUAUUGACUGGGCAGCCGAGCCACCGCAAUGGCAUGUACGGGCUGCACCACGGCAUCCACCACUUUAGUUCUUUCGACAACGUCACCAGUUUACCAAAUCUGCUUAGGGAUCAUGGAAUUUACAGCGGCAUCAUCGGCAAGAAGCACGUGGGGCCGGGCAGCGUGUACCGGUUCGACUACGAGCAGACGGAGGAGAACAACCACAUCAACCAGGUCGGCCGCAACAUCACCCACAUGAAGCUGCUGGCGCGGGAGUUCCUCAAGCAAGCCAAUGACAAGAACACGCCGUUCUUCCUAUACGUGGGUUUCCACGACCCGCACCGGUGCGGGCACAGCGAGCCGCAGCUGGGCGCGUUCUGCGAGCGCUUCGGGUCGGGCUCGCCCGGCGCCGGCCGCAUCGCCGACUGGACGCCCUGGUACUACCAGUGGGACGAGGUGCAGCUGCCCUACCACGUGCAGGACACGGAAGCCGCUCGGCGUGAUAUUGCAGCGCAGUACACCACAAUGUCAAGACUCGAUCAGGGAGUAGCGCUUAUCCUCAAAGAACUAGAAGCAGCGGGUCACGCGGAUGAUACACUGGUAAUCUACACGUCGGACAACGGCAUCCCAUUCCCAUCCGGUCGUACAAACUUCUACGACCCUGGUGUCCGAGAGCCGCUGCUCAUUUCCUCGCCUGAAGCUGGUGCGAGGAGGAAUCAGGUCUCGUACACCAUGGUCAGCUUGCUGGACAUCUUCCCCACGGUGCUGGACUGGUUCGGCCUCCCCUGGGAGGAGGAUAGCAGUAACGAUAUCUGGCAUGAUGAUAAACCCAAGAGCUUGCUGCCUAUAUUGGAGAAAGAGCCGCCGGCGUCCCCAAGCGAGGCGGUAUUCCUGUCGCAGACGCAUCACGAGGUGACGAUGUACUUCCCGAUGCGCGCGGUGCGCACGCGCACACACAAGCUGCUGCACAACCUUAACUUCGCCAUGCCCUUCCCCAUCGACCAGGACCUCUACGUCUCACCUACCUUCCAGGACAUCCUGAACCGCACGCGCAGCAAGCAGCCGCUGGCGUGGUACAAGACUCUGAAGCAGCACUACUACCGGCCGCAGUGGGAGCUCUACGACCUGCACGCCGACCCCGAGGAGCUGCAUAACCUGCACGGUAAGCCGUCAGUAGCGCAGCUGGAGCGCACACUGCGCGAGCGGCUGCACAGCUGGCAGCGCGACUCGCGCGACCCGUGGCUGUGCUCGCCCGGCGCCGUGCUCGAGCGGCCCGCGCCCGACCACGCGGACCCCCGCCCCGGGGACAGCGCUGUUUGCCGCUCGCUUGACAACGGACUCAUGCACUAUCACAAGCACUGAUCAUAACAGCGGGAAUCAUGACGUUUCGUUCGUUUUUGAGUUCGCGUAAUAGGUACCUACUACCUACAUAAUGCACACUAAAAAUAUUUAGGACUUUUUCUCAAAGAAAAUAAGUUUCAUUUUUUAUAAUUAGGAAUGUUGCUUGGUGCACAAAUCUAGAGUCAUUGAGCUAUUCAAUAUCUAGACCUAGAGUAUACAUUUUUACAAAAUUGCACUAUGGUGAUAGGUGAACAAGGUUUAAGAUUUUAGAAUUUAGUAAAUCGUUGAUUCAAAUAUAUUAGAAGAAUGUAUUAUUUUGAAAUAACGGUAUUGACUUUCUCAUUAUUAGAUACUUAAUAAUAUACUGAUGUACAUUCUAGUGUGUGUUUUCUUAUUUCUUAGAUUUUGCUGACGCUUAUAAUUAUUUUCGAAAUGACUAAUACGUUUUUAUACCUCACGUUCUAAACUCUAUCUUGCCUUGAUUAUAAUUUAAUUGGUGACCGAAUUUAUCGGUGCCUGCAGCCUACCAUAUGAGUAGGUACCUAUGGUACCUAUAUAUUGAGAAUCUAUUAAAAUAAUUAUAAUUAGAGAUGAUGCAUUGAUAUAAUAAUAUUAUGUCUUGUAUCAGAAUAGUAAUAAGAAUAGUGAUUAAUUUAUCUCGUAUUCAAUUCUUUAUGAAAAUAACAAAAGUUCUAAAUCUCAGUUAAGACUUGUCAUAUUAUUUAGGUGUUUAUAGAAAAUUUAAACACUUUAUAUGGAUGUAAUGUACCCAGUGUACCCACAAAUAAUUAUUGUGAUAAUAAGAUUUAAAAUAAUGAACUUUGAAAAUGGGGACACUUAGUUUUCGUUAUUAUUAACAUUAGGUAUAUUUUAUUGUAGAUACAAAAUGGUUACUUAUUAGAUAUUUUAUUUUUUACAUUAUCAACUUGUGAAGUUUCAUACUAUCCAUAACCCAAGUAAUUCAUUAAAAUCUUGCUCCCAUUGUUAAAAAUGCUACUUAUACUGUAUUUUUUAUUUUAGUUCAUUCAUCUGCGAAUGUAUGUAACUGCGAAAAACUACAUAUACGAUGAUCUAUUUCAUAAGAUUCGAAUUUGUUAUAGAUUUGGGAAAAUUACGUACCCUACUUAUACUAUGUAUAAAAGAUUGUUAAUUGUUAUAAGUCGAUAUAUCUCAAAUUUUAAUUAGAAUAAGUAUUCAACAUUAUAUUGUUAACACUUUUUAUCAUGAAAUUAAAUAAAGUUAAAUAAUUAAAACAA